AUGAAUGACUUAUACUUGUCUUUAUCAACUGUCAUCCCUCCAGCAGAAAAGGGAUUAAUGCCACGAACGCUAGACAGCCAGAUCACAUUAGAGAAGACACCCAGCUACUUUGUCACCAGAGAGGCUCCGAGACGCAUCUGCAGCAUGUCCCACGAGACAAAGCUGAUUGUUGUGGUGCGUAACCCAGUCACAAGAGCCAUCUCCGACUACACACAGACUCUUUCCAAGAAGCCCGACAUCCCUACGUUUGAGGAGCUGGCCUUUAAGAACAAAAGUGAGGGUCUCGUCGACUCUUCCUGGAACGCCAUUCGGAUUGGGAUGUACAUCCUGCACCUGGAGAACUGGCUGCAGUACUUUCGCCUGUCGCAGAUGCACUUUGUGAGCGGGGAGCGGCUGAUCACGGAUCCGGCGGGGGAAAUGGGCCGCGUUCAGGACUUCUUAGGGCUGAAACGAAUAAUCACGGACAAGCACUUUUACUUUAACCGAACCAAAGGCUUUCCCUGUCUGAAGAAGCCGGAGAGCAGCAGCCAGCCGCGCUGCCUGGGAAAAUCCAAGGGCAGGACUCAUGUACAGAUCGAACGGGAGGUCAUAGAGCAGCUGCAGGAGUUUUAUAGGCCAUUUAAUAUCAAAUUCUUUGAAACCGUGGGGCAAGACUUCAAGUGGGAUUGAGGGUUCCAUACAGAAACAAGGCUGUGGGAUUGAGGGUGCCAUACAGAAACAAGGCUGUGGGGUUGAGAGUGCCGUACAGAAACAAGGCUUUUUUUUUAAUGGCCUCUGAAAAUAAAUAUAAAUGAGGGUAUCUUCAUACAAAUGUUUAAAUGAAAGGUUUAUUGAGAUAAUGUAUUCAUUGACAAAAUCAACAUAGAAGAAUAUAUCAAGCAUAAGAGUGUUAGGUUGGGUCAUUAUGAUAACAAGUGCUAUUUCAUAAAGAAUAUAAAUAUCUAUAUACAAAAAAUAUGUUUCUUUCUUCUUUCACAAGGACAUUGCUUAAAUAUCCAUUCUGAUCAAAAUGAACCAUCGGCUUUAAUGUUAAAUUGACUUCCUAACAGGAAUUUGCAGCCAAAUGUCAAAUGAUUAUUCAAAUCUGCCUGUCAAUUAUUCUGCAGUGAAGUUUAUCUCUGUAUUGUUGACAAAAGUUCAUAGGCAACAAUGACACAUUUACUGAAUAAAUGUACUGUAAAAAAAAACGUCUUAAAUAUUAAAACAUAUGCUAUAACGACGAUAAAGGUUUAUUAAACUUCAG
Notothenia coriiceps (black rockcod) is the source of this 1243-nucleotide messenger RNA. Its product is annotated as heparan sulfate glucosamine 3-O-sulfotransferase 2-like. The record is from RefSeq and is a predicted model, not a curated record. The coding region runs from base 1 to 669 and encodes 222 amino acids. Gene Ontology annotation, molecular function: [heparan sulfate]-glucosamine 3-sulfotransferase activity. The transcript has 2 exons. Lineage: Eukaryota; Metazoa; Chordata; Actinopteri; Perciformes; Nototheniidae.